AAGUGAUCCACCUCCACCACCAGCUUUAACCCAAUUAUUCGUAGUGGUGGAUGCUUUCCAUCAAUAAAAUGAAACAUUGCAAGAUAGCGUCCACAUUUUGCAAACACAUAGUCAACAGGACGGGGAUGCAGAGGAGAAGCUUCAUAAAGAACUAAUAGGUUUUAUGUUGUUCUACAAAUCAAACAGCCUGAAAAGAAAACUGAAUCUAAUAAAAAAGACAUAUUAAUGAACAACAGAGUGAAGGGAGAUCCUCGCCUGCAACGGUGGUUCUGGCAGAGAGAGGGGACUGAAGAAGGGCCGUCAAUGGUGGGUGCGAAGGGCGGAACGGAGCCGGUAACGGGCUGCUCCUUCCAUGAAAUGAUAUCAAAAUUCAUCAAACCAGAUGAUUAUACUUUUAAUAUAUUGGUUGAUGCUCUUUGUAAGGAAGGAAAAGUGAAAGAAGCUAAGAAACUGUUAGCCGUGAUGAUGAAAGAAGGUGUGACACCUGAUGUUGUUACAUAUAAUUCAUUAAUGGAUGGUCAUUUCCUACUUAAUGAAGUGAACAAGGCCAUGAAUAUAUUCUAUACUUUGGCUCGAAGGGGAGUGGCUCUUGAUGUUCAUUCUUAUAGUACAAUGAUCAAUGGACUAUCUAAGAGUAAAAUGGUGGAUGAGGCCAUCAAUCUCUUCAAAGAAAUGAGUUGCAACAAUAUUAUUCCUAAUUUGAUGACUUACAAUGCCCUUAUUGAUGGUUUGUGCAAAUCAGGGAGAAUCUCCUAUGCUUGGGAGCUUGUUCUUGAGAUGCACGAUAAUGGUCAACCAGCCGAUAUAGUCACUUACAGUUCUAUAAUAUACGCUUUAUGCAAAAACCAUCAUGUUGACAAAGCUAUUGCAUUAGUCAAGAAAAUUAAAGACCAAGGCAUACAACCAAGUAUGUUCACAUACAAUAUACUUCUAGAUGGAUUAUGCAAAGAAGGACAACUUAAGAAUGCACAAGAUGUUUUUAGGGAUCUUUUGAUUAAGGGUUAUAGUCUAGAUGUCCGAACGUAUAGUAUUAUGAUCAAUGGACUUUCUAGAGAGGGCUUGUUUGAUGAAGCAGAGGCCUUGUUGUCCAAAAUGGAUGACAAUGGUAUCAUUCCUAAUGCUAUAACUUAUGAAACUAUAAUCCGUGCGCUCUUUUAUAAAGAUGAGAAUGCAAAGGCAGAGAAACUUCUUCGCGAAAUGAUUACUAGAGGUCUACUUGAAGAGUAACUCUAGGGCCUGAAGCUAGCUUUAGACAGCAUCAAGUGAUCGAUAAUGCAGCUUUGUUAAAUAACAGUUAUAAUGGUGCUAAAGCGUAGCAGAAUUUGAACAAUCGCUCCUGUUCUGUGAUAUUAUUUAGUACAAAGUGCUGUCAAAUAGUGACUAUGUCGAUGCUAUAGCCUAUAGCAUUGUAGCGUAAGUUUGAAUAAACCGUUAUUUCCUGGAUGGGUGAAAUAGAAAUACUGAUAAUGAAAAGAAAUGGACUAACUUACCUAUGAUGGCAUGUGGUUUGUUACUGGGACUUUAGGUGUUGAAAUUAUAGUAUUUGUUGUCCUGUGAUAGAAAAAAAUAGUAAUGGAGAAUGUAAUGUGAUAGCAAUAAACUUAUGUUAUCUUGUCAAGGACAUACAUUUUUAUGUGAAUUGAUUUAUUCUUAAAGAUCUUCAUAAGUUGGUGUCAAAGGGGUGGAAAUGCCAUCGGAAACAUGAAAUACUGUAUUUUGACUUGGAACUUUCUGUCUUGAAGUUUAUUGUCAUUGGCUUACCUAAAGAUCUAUCAUUGGCAUGGAUUCCAUUAGGGCUUUUUACUC
Lathyrus oleraceus (garden pea) is the source of this 1806-nucleotide messenger RNA. Its product is annotated as pentatricopeptide repeat-containing protein At1g62670, mitochondrial. NCBI's taxonomy places the organism in Eukaryota, Viridiplantae, Streptophyta, Magnoliopsida, Fabales, Fabaceae. The coding region runs from base 226 to 1227 and encodes 333 amino acids. The transcript has 2 exons. Gene Ontology annotation, molecular function: protein binding. The record is from RefSeq and is a predicted model, not a curated record.